Molecule: messenger RNA, 2829 nt
Organism: Coffea arabica (coffee)
Lineage: Eukaryota; Viridiplantae; Streptophyta; Magnoliopsida; Gentianales; Rubiaceae
Source: RefSeq, a predicted model, not a curated record
UUUUGAAAUUAUCCCUUUUAGUGUACAACAAUCCGUCCACAUGAAAACCUCCGUAUAGCGUUUAUUUAUUCAAUCAAAUUAUCCCCGAGUAUCAGACAGCCUUGACGCCUCUGUGUGACAAAAAGAAGAAAUAAUGGAGGGCGAGAAUCCGCACGAUGCCACCGAAACCCAACCCAGCAGCGACCGCAUCAAGCUUAAUGUCGGAGGCAAGCUAUUCGAGACCACCACCUCCACUCUCCGCUCCGGUGGCCCUGACUCUCUUCUAUCGCUGUUGUCCAACCGGUCGCUCCACCACCACGACCCGUCUCAACCGGUCUUCAUAGAUCGCGACCCUGAGAUAUUCUCUGCCCUCCUUUCUCUCCUGCGCUCCAACCGCCUCCCUUCUACAGCUAAACGCUUCUCCAACCAAGAACUCAUCGACGAGGCUUCUUAUUACGGGAUUGAAUCCCAAUUAAAAUCCGCUCUCGCUCCGUCUCCUCUAACCGGCAUCGACGCCUCCCUUUUCACCACUAUCCGCCCCUCUUCUGACGCCACGGUUUCUGAUUUCAACGCCAUCGACUCCGACGGCUCCGUCUGGGUCGCCCACGGUGGUCAGAUUUCGGUCUACGAUUGGAAUUUAACCCACUCCGGGACCGUCAGGACCCAUCUUGAUUAUAUAAGUACAAUUCGGAGGAUCGGACCUGGAGUAGCCGCAGUGGGGUCGGAAACACUGGCGGGGCUUCAUGUCUACAACACAGCGAGCGGAUACCGGUCCUGCUGUGUCGACUGGGCGGACCCUACAGACCCUAGGAUCUAUAAGGCCCGAGUCAACGCGAUCGCUGACUCGGACAACUCGGUCUUUGCUUCCUUCGAUUGUCGGCACAAGGAGAAUUGCGUUCUGAUGAUUGACAAGAACAAGUGGACGACGUUAGAGGUCGCGAGGCAGUCGGGGAGCUCUUCCAAGUCCAUGGUUGCCGGAAAGCUGAAGUAUGUGCCAAAGGCCGGAGUACUUGUCGGAGUUUCGGUGACGUCCGGAGCGUUUGGUUAUUCGGGUUAUAUACGAUUGUGGGACCCGAGGUCCAAGGAGGUGGUUUGGGAGACAAACGAGCCUGGUUCAGGUAGGAGCAGCAGGUUUGGGGACUCGUUUGCUGACGUGGAUGUGGAUGUGGACGAGUUGACACUGGUCAAACUGGGUUCUAAAUCGGGGGAUUUGGCCGUGGCAGACCUCCGCAAAUUAAGCGAAGAUCCAUGGAUUUAUUUGGAAGAGAAGAACCCCAGGAUGAGGAUGAUGACUGGUGGGGCCAGCAACGUGGGCAAUUGUGUGAUUAACUGUUACAGGAAACAGCUGUUCGUGGGUAGGGAAGGUGAGCUAGAGGUGUGGUCCACGGUGGAGGGAGAUGGUGAUCAGAAUGUGGGUGGAGAGAGGAUUCUAUGUGAAGGGUCGUAUAGGAGGAACUAUGUGGAUAAAGUGGAGGAUUCUGAAAGAGGGGUUAUAAAGAAAAUUGAGGGUGGUGGGGAUAGGCUAUUUGUGAUUCGAGAAGGCGUGGAGGGAAUUGAGGCUUGGCAAAGUUCACGCUUUUCUGGUGUAGUUUCUUCCUCUUGAUUAAUGUAAUGCUUUGGCCUCUUUCACCCUGGCCCUUAUCCUUUCUUUGCGUUUUUAUUCAACCUGCAAAGGCAAAAAAUUAUUGGAGGGUUCUUCUCAAUCUUCUUCCAAGAAAUCCAGGCAAUCCAAAUUCUAGGUUUACACAACAAGAACUUCCUGCAUGCAAAGCAAUAUUAACUCCCGGUUGGUGGUUACAACUUUUAUACUAAUAGGGUUUAUGUUCAUACUAAAUGGUCUUGCCUCUUUGUCUGUAUCAGAGGGGGUAAAGCUUUAGAUGAUCCAUCUGCUAGUGUCUUUCAGAAAAGUAACCUUCUCAAUUGGUCUGAUAUGCUAUUGCUGAUAUAUGGGUGAUUGAAAUUGUAGACCGCCAUGGAGAAAACUGCAUUCAUUCAGAAUGACAAGACCAACAAGGCUGUGUCAGGAGCUUGACAGAAGAUAUGUCAAAAGCACAAGUGACAAACAGUUGUGAAGCCCCAAAAAAUGAGGAUUUAACGUCGCCCUGUGAACCUGAAGCGCUCAUUGAUAAUAAGCGCAUUGUGCCUUGGUGCCCUUGUUACUGGGAGUAUGUUCAAUGAUGCUCAUGAAUUCUCAGUUAAGGGCAUGAAUCUAUCUGUAAACGAGAAAGAUGUUGCAUAGGACAGUAAUAGGAACUAUAAUUUGGAUCAAAAGUUUAUCCUAUAAGCUUUUAGCAAGGAAGCUUGAUUGGAGGUGGAAAACCUGAUGAGAAAAUACCAUGAGAAGAUCUUCUAGUCUGGUGCGCACUGCAGCAUUUCCGAGCUUUUGAAAGUUGUAUGGGUGAAAUGAACAGUAUCUUGAGGCUAAUGAGAAGAUUACAGUAGUGAUACAGUAUAACGAUAAUGAUUAUGCUUCUGGAGGCAAAGAGAAGCUGGUUCUUUCGACUGUGACUCGGAUUGGUGGAAAAAACAGUUUCUUAGGCUUGGCAUGCAUCACUAUUGGUUGGAUUUGUGCUUAUUCAUUGCAACAAAUCUCAUAGUAAUGUACCUUAUCAAGUGGAGGUGCUGUCAUUAGUAGUUAUUUUACGAUUACUCAUUAGUAGUCAUCAAUCCUCUUUUUACUGUUUAGGAUUAGAUGGAUAUGGUUCUUCUAGUUAUGGUAGUGUGAAAUUUUUAAAUUUACUUUACACCCUCAAUGAGUAUAUAAUGCAAACAACCGAGACCAGACUCAUUGGAUGAAUUCUUUUUGGGUCACUGGAAAUUGAGCUUUUGUUUUAAGAUGAGAAACCAAAA